Messenger RNA from Gymnodraco acuticeps, 4638 nucleotides. Its product is annotated as NACHT, LRR and PYD domains-containing protein 12-like. Lineage: Eukaryota; Metazoa; Chordata; Actinopteri; Perciformes; Bathydraconidae. The record is from RefSeq and is a predicted model, not a curated record. The transcript has 13 exons. Gene Ontology annotation, molecular function: protein binding. The coding region runs from base 856 to 4527 and encodes 1223 amino acids.
GUGGGGACUCGAGAGUGACUUGGACUCGAAGAGUGGGGACUCGAGAGUGACUUGGACUCGUGAAUUGGUGACUUGACUACAACACUGACCCGUAGUUCCAUGAGUGAAUUAUGUAACAUGAGUAAAUUAGUGAUCACUACAAUAUACUGUAUUACAUUUAACAGGACACAUGUUUCUUGAUGCUGACUCUAAACAUCAGUCUAAUAUUGUGUAGGGUUUCUCUCUGAGUGAAAGCAGAAUGAGUUUAGAAAGAUCUCCAUGUACUGUUGUCAGGGUUUCAGGUAGAAUUAAUUGCAGUCUGAUUGUUAUCUGAGUUCUCGUCAUCAGAGAAAAAUGCAGGUCAUGUCAGAACCUGCUCUAACAAGUUGUGACUGUUUUUCUGUCUAACUCUUAAUACUCUGAAUCAGGCAGGUGAGGGAGAGUCUGGCAGGCGGACAGCUAGAUCCUGUAAGGCCGGUUUCCACGUGACCCUGACGUGUUUUCACUCUCUGGAUUUCUGAGGGUGUGAAGGCGUCCUCAGAUCAGAUGCAGGCGGACUCAGGACUGAAGAGGAAGAGAUGAGCAGAGUUUCCUCCUCACCUGAAGAGAGUCUGUGAGUAGACCUGAAGAGAGUCUGUGAGUAGACCUGAAGAGAGUCUGUGAGUAGACCUGAAGAGAGUCUGUGAGUAGACCUGAAGAGAGUCUGUGAGUGGACCUGAAGAGAGUCUGGGUCAACACCCUGAGUUUCUGUGUGGUUCUGGGGCUGUGGGGAACAUCCUGGGCUGAUCCGGUCCUGUUGAGGCUCCCACAAGGUUCCUGAAUCUCUGAGAGGAGGAGCACUACCUGUGAUGUGAAGCUUGUGGUGGGGGCUCUGCUAUGGAUCAGUGUGAGGACGCAGAGGAGGAAGCCCCCCCCUCUAAAAGCUCUGGGGAACAUGACAGCCAGACCAAAGCUCAGAGCCAAGAGCAAACAACACAUUCUGCUGGACCUGGACAGGGAUCUGAAGAAGGACUUGGACCUGGAUCUGAACCGGAACCUGCUCCUGAACCUGCUCCUGAACCUGGUCCUGAACCGGAACCUGGUCCUGAACCUGCUCCUGAACCUGCUCCUGAACCUGCUCCUGAACCUGUGUCCAGUAACCAGCUUACUGCCGGAGACCAGAACCAGGGAGAAAAGAUGGAGACACCUAGAGAAGUCCUAUUAACAACUUUAGAACAUUUGGAGGAAAAGGACUUAAAAAAAUUCAAGUGGUUCCUGGAGAAGAAGGUCCUAACAUUCCCAGGAAUCCCAAAGAGUCGACUCGAGAAAGCAGCAGACCGGAUGGACACAGUGGAUCUGAUGCUUCCCUACUACGGCAUACACACCAUUAAAGUGACCAUAGACGUUUUGAAAGAGAUCCCGAGGAAUGAUCUUGUCGAGGAAUUAUCAAAAUUCCCAUCAGACCCUGAAGAUAUUCUCACGAAGUGCCAAGGUGAACUCAAAUCAAACCUGAAGGAAACAUUUGAAAAUAUCAUAUUUAUGGACAAAUCUGAAUCCCUACAUAAAAUCUACACGGAGAUCUACAUCACCAGGGGAGACACCACAGAGGUCAACAAGGAACAUGAGAUCAGACAGAUCGAACAAGCAUCCAGUAAACCAGACAGAUCAGAAACACCCAUCAGCCAAGAAGACCUCUUUAAAGGCUCAACUGAAAGAGGUAAACCAAUCAGAGCAGUGAUGACAAAGGGAGUGGCUGGCAUUGGGAAAACAGUCUUAACACAGAAGUUCACUCUGGACUGGGCUGAAGGCAAAGCCCACCAGGACAUCCAGUUCAUAUUUCCAUUCACCUUCAGAGAGCUGAAUGUGGAGAGUGAUGAAAAGUACAGCUUGGUGGAACUCGUUCAUCACUUCUCUGAAACCAGAGACGCAGGAAUCUGCAGGUUUGAUCAGUUCCCGGUCGUGUUCAUCUUUGACGGUCUGGAUGAGUGUCGACUUCCUCUGGACUUCCUCAACACUAAGAUCCUGACUGAUAUCACAAAGUCCACCUCAGUGGAUCGGUUGCUGACAAACCUCAUCAGGGGGAAGCUGCUUCCCUCUGCUCGCCUCUGGAUAACCACACGACCUGCAGCAGCCAAUCAGAUCCCUCAUGAGUGUGUGGACAUGAUGACAGAGGUCCGAGGGUUCACUGACCCACAGAAGGAGGAGUACUUCAGGAAGAGAUUCACAGAUCAGGAGAAGGCCGGCACCAUCAUCUCCCACAUCAAGACCUCACGAAGCCUCCACAUCAUGUGCCACAUCCCAGUCUUCUGCUGGAUCUCUGCUUCAGUUCUGGAGGACAUGUUGAAAACUGAGGGAGGAGAGCUGCCCAAGACCCUGACUGAGAUGUACAUCCACUUCCUGGUGGUUCAGUCCAAAGUGAACGUCAAGUAUGAUGGAAGAGCUGAGACAGAUCCAGAGAGCAGGAAGAUGAUGGAGUCUCUGGGGAAACUGGCUUUUGAGCAGCUGCAGAAAGGCAACCUGAUCUUCUAUAAGUCCAACCUGAGAGACUGUGGCAUCAAUAUCAAAGCAGCCUCAGUGUACUCAGGAGUGUUCACACAGGUCUUUAAAGAGGUGAGAGGAACGUACAAGGACAAGGUGUUCUGCUUCGUCCAUCUGAGCGUUCAGGAGUUUCUGGCUGCUCUCCAUGUCCAUCUGACCUUCAUCACCUCUGGAGUCAACCUCAUGGCCCCCUGGUGGUCUAAAGUCUUCAGACAAAAACCUAAACGUCUCUACCAGAAUGCUGUGGACCAGGCCUUACAGAGUCCAAACGGACACCUGGACUUGUUCCUCCGCUUCCUCCUGGGUCUUUCAAUGGAGACCAAUCAGACCUUAUUACACAACCUGCUGACACAGACAGGAAGUAGCUCACAGACCAACCAGAAAACAGUGAAAUACAUCAAGAGAAAGAUAGGAAAGAACCCGUCUCCGGAGAAAAGCAUCAACCUGUUCCACUGUCUGAAUGAACUGAAUGAUCGUUCUCUAGUGGAGGAGAUCCAACAGUCCCUGAGUUCAGGAAGUCUCUCCACAGCGGAUCUGUCUCCUGGUCAGUGGUCAGCUCUGGUCUUCAUCUUACUGUCAUCAGAAGAAGAUCUGGACGUGUUUGACCUGAAGAAAUACUCUGCUUCAGAGGAGGCUCUUCUGAGGCUGCUGCCAGUGGUCAAAGCCUUCAGGAAGGCUCUGCUGAGUGGCUGUAAACUGUCAGAGAAAAGCUAUGAAGCUCUGUCCUCAGUCCUCAGCUCCCAGUCCUCCAGUCUGAGAGAGCUGGACCUGAGUAACAACGACCUGAAGGAUUCAGGAGUGAAGCUGCUGUCUGCUGGACUGGAGAGUCCACACGGUGUACUGAAGACUCUCAGGUUAACUGGCUGCGACCUGUCAGAGAUAAGCUGUGUAGCUCUGUCCUCAGUCCUCAGCUCCCAGUCCUCCAGUCUGAGAGAGCUGGACCUGAGUAAUAACGACCUGCCGGAUUCAGGAGUGAAGCUGCUGUCUGCUGGACUGGAGAGUCCACACUGUGAACUGGAGACUCUCAGGUUAACUGGCUGUAACCUGUCAGAGAGAAACUGUGCAGCUCUGUCCUCAGUCCUCAGCUCCCAGUCCUCCAGUCUGAGAGAGCUGGACCUGAGUAACAAUGACCUGCAGGAUUCAGGAGUGAAGCUACUGUCUGCUGGACUGGAGAGUCCACACUGUGAACUGGAGACUCUCAGUCUGUCAGGCUGUCUGGUCUCAGAGGAAGGCUGUGUUUCUCUGGAUUCAGUUCUGAGAUCCAACCCCUCCCAUCUGAGAGAGCUGGACCUGAGCUACAAUCAUCCAGGAGACUCAGGAGUGAAGCUGCUGUCUGCUGGACUGGAGAGUCCACACUGUGAACUGGAGACUCUCAGUCUGUCAGGCUGUCUGGUCUCAGAGGAAGGCUGUGUUUCUCUGGCUUCAGCUCUGAGAUCCAACCCCUCCCAUCUGAGAGAGCUGGACCUGAGCUACAAUCAUCCAGGAGACUCAGGAGAGAAGCUGCUGUCUGCUGGACUGGAGGAUCCUCUCUGGAAACUGGAGACACUCAGGCUGGAGCAUGGUGGAGAGCAGAGGAUCAGAGCAGGUCUGAGGAAGUAUUCCUGUGGACUCACCCAUGACUCAAACACAGCAGAGAGACACCUCAGACUGUCUGAGGACAACAGGACGGUGACAUGUGUGGAGGAGGAGGAGCCAUAUCCUGAUCAUCCAGAGAGGUUUGAUGUCUGGCCUCAGCUGAUGUGCAGAGAAGCUCUGACUGGUCGCUGCUACUGGGAGGUCGAGUGGAGAAGAGGGGUUCAUAUAGCAGUGACUUACAGAGGAAUCAGCAGGAGAGACAGAGAAGACUGUUUAUUUGGAAAGAAUGAUCAGUCCUGGAGUCUGGACUGCUCUCGUGAUGGAGGUUACUCUGUAUGUCACAAUCAGAGAGAAACAAACAUCUCCUCCUCCUCCCCCUCCUCCCCCCUCCUCCUCCUCCUCCUCCCCCUCCUCCUCCUCCCCCUCCUCCUCCUCCUCCUCCUCCUCCUCUGGUAGAGUAGCAGUGUAUCUGGAUCAUCCUGCUGGCUCUCUCUCCUUCUACGAAGUCUCCUCUGACUCACUGACCCACCUCCACACCUUCAGAGCCACAUUCACUGAACCUCUCUA